AUGUGGAACCAAAAGCCGAGUUUUAGGUUUGCGAUAGAUAACUUGUCAGAGAAGGAAGGUGUCAUAUCGUCUACCAUAUUCAAGUGCGGCGGAUGUGAAUGGUUUCUCUCCAUUUAUCCUAAGGGAGCUCGUUCUGCUGAUGGUUACUUGUCUGUGUACCUUAGCGUUGCAAAUUCUUCAAAGUUGCCAACUGGAUGGAAAAGGAGUAUUGACCAUUACUUCGUUCUCUUGAAUCAAUCCGACGAAGAACUCCGCAGAUCACCAAUUACAAUGGGCAACUCGUUUUGCGCUAAGACUCCAUCAUGGGGUUACCGGAAUCUCUUGCCUCUAAGCAAGUUUCAGGAAAAAGGGGUUUUGGAGAAUGAUAAACUCAUCAUUGAAGUCUACAUCAAUGUUAAUGUUGAAGCAGCUUUUGAUGGAGAAGGUGGAGAUGUAUCCGACAACAAGAAGCAGAAGACUGUUGAUAUCAACGGUUUUCAAGUUUUUGCUUCUCAGGUUACUAAAGUGGGAAAGAUAUUCACAGAGCACCCAGAAUUUGCAAAAGAUUUCAAACCAACGAACCAAGAAGUGAAGACAGCAUACAUGAAUGUCCUCCUCAGGGUCAUUAAAACACUUAAUAAGCCUCCAAUGAGCCUUUCAGAGACUAGACUGAGCAAGGCUAGCAGCGAGUUGAGUGAGCUGAUGAACGUAGGUUUCAAGCUUGACUGGUUGAAGUCUAAGCUAGAGGAGGUUUCUUUGGAUAGGAAUAAACCAGAUGUUGAUGGGUCAAAGGUCCAACAAAUCGAGGACCGUGUCGAGCAUCUUGAGCUGAAGCUCGAUGAUCUUUCCUUUGGGAGUAAGAUAUCGGAUUAUGAUAAUGAGUCUCGUGCCCGACAAGUAGAGAAACUUGUCAAGAAUCUUGAGCUGAAGCUUAAUGAGGUUUCCUUGGGAAGGAAGAUAUGGGAUGAUGAUAAUGAGGCUCGUGCCAAACAAAUAGAGGAACGUGUCAAGAAUCUUGAGCUGAAGCAUGAUGAGGUUUCCUUGGGGAGGAAGAAAGCAGAUGAUACUAAUGAGUCUCGUGCCAAACAAUUAGAGAAACGUGUCAAGAAUCUUGAGCUGAAGGAAUUGGCCUUCAAGCUUGACUCUUUGGAGAGGAAGAAAGCAGAGGAUAUUAAUGAGUCCCUUGCCAAAAAAGUAGAGCAAAGUGUCAAGAAUCUUGCGCUGAUGGAAUUGGGGUUUAAUAAGCGUUUGAAUACGAUCCUUGGUGACUUGGAGAGGAAAAAAUCAUAUGAGACUAGUGUCUUUGACUCUCGAAUCCAACGAGUUGAGGAACAUGUCAACGGUCUACGAUUCAAGCUGGAGAGUUUGAUUACAAAGCUGGAAGAGAUCUCCAAUGAGAAGAAGAAAGCUGAUGAUGUUAAUGGUUUUCUGAUUCAACAACUCGAGCAAAGUAUCAAGAACAUUGAGUUGAUGGUCUCCCAUGUCAAAAUUGAACUUGACAAGAAAAAGGAUAAAUCUUGUGCUGAUGGGUUUCUGUUGGUUGAUUAG
Messenger RNA from Eruca vesicaria subsp. sativa (arugula), 1527 nucleotides. The record is from the annotation of a GenBank genome assembly. NCBI's taxonomy places the organism in Eukaryota, Viridiplantae, Streptophyta, Magnoliopsida, Brassicales, Brassicaceae.